Zasmidium cellare ATCC 36951 is the source of this 1743-nucleotide messenger RNA. RefSeq lists its product as uncharacterized. The transcript has 6 exons. The record is from RefSeq and is a predicted model, not a curated record. Lineage: Eukaryota; Fungi; Ascomycota; Dothideomycetes; Mycosphaerellales; Mycosphaerellaceae. Bases 1 to 1743 code for a protein of 580 amino acids.
AUGCCGCGCCCGCCGGACAACUACACGCACUCGCAGUUCGAGAUGAUCGAGUCGGAGCACCAGGGCGACACGGUGCAAUGCGUGCACUGCCGCAACUGGACGGGCUCGAUCAAGACGCUGAACCGCAAAAAGGCCCAUCUGCUCAACUGCCCGCAGUACGCGCAGUGGCGCGAGGCGGGAAAUGGACAGGACUUGGCGCCCCCUAACAAAUACCAGAAGCGCGACAGCUCCACCCUAAACGCCUGGGACCGCGGAGACGAAAGCGCCAUCAAUCCGUACCUGCAGUCGUCGCCUUUCAACGAAGGCCCCAACUACACGCCGCAGAUGAGCGUCCGCGGACGCAAUUUGGACACCGCCAAGUACUUCGAUGAAUUCUGGGACGACUCAUCCGCCCAGAAGUGCAUGCGAGUCCGAUGCCUCUCCUGCGGAUACGUCCGAGCCAAAAACACCACCCGCCAAGUCGAGCAUCUUGCUCAGUGCCAGUCGUUCCUUAACUCGACUGAAGGCCAAGCUGCGUUGGCAGCGGGCGAGAUCGAGUUCACCCCUGCUCAGGGCCGAGCAUCUUACGGAGGAGGUAAUGAUAUCUGGCGCGGAGGAGCUCCCAAUCCCAAUCUUCAAGUGGGCUCGGGCUCUCAGUCACGCUCAGUCGCCGGCAACAUCGGAGGAUCCCAGCGCAUGCCACCGCCCGGCCGACAAGCCCCAUCUCUAGUCAGCCAUCUCCUCAACAAGUGGCCCGAGAAGCCGCAGAAAGCGAUCCAACAGAAGUUCUUUUCUCAUGCUGGAUGCGGCACACUCUCUGCUGGCGCUCUCGCAAACUGGCUUGGACAGAAUAGUCAUAUCUCUCGCGCCAUGAUUGGCUUCAUUGGCUCGCUCAUUGGCAAAGUUCGCCUCCCCGAGCACUCCCCCAACAGCAAGUUCAACACUCAAUACCGUGCUCUGGACCUUCUCAUUUCGACUGUCAGCAACCUACGCAAGGAAAUCGAUUUCAUCGAGAAUACCAAGCGAAAGUACGCAUUGCACAGUGAUGGCGAACCACCAUCGCCGAUCACCAAGGCGUACGUCGACCUCCUCGCUAGUGCCGCGAGUGCCCACUCAAGCUUGCUGGAAGGCAUGGUGGCUCUUUGGGUGACUGAACAUUGCUAUUACGCUUCUUGGCAGUACGCUUCGACCUUUUCGACCACCGUCCCCUCUUCCAACUACUCCGUCCCUUCAUACCUCACCGGCGGCAUGGACCCCUAUGGCAGCUCCUCCGUCUCCCGGCCCAACAACAGCUCUGAUCAACACGUCUCCGCCCUCCAAGAAGCACUCAUCCCCAAUUGGACCUCUCGCGAGUUUAGUAAAUUCGUAGACGCAUGCAAAGCCAUCGUCGACGAGCUGGCCAAUGCUGAGACGACUGGCAGCGGCAGAGAACAACUCACCAGAUGCGAGUCUCAGUACCAGCAAGUCAUCUUCCUGUGGGAACGUAUCUGGCCGGAGGUGGAUGGUCUUGGAGAAGAAGAGGAUUUGGCAGAUGGCGACCACGACACAUCUCACACUGGUGGACGACCUCAAAGCGGCGCAGGGCCUUCUGGCACCAACGGCAACAACGCCAACAAGUCUGAUCCCAUCGAGAUCGGCGACGACGAAGAUGACGAUGACGACGACGGUGCAGACGGCAACGACGAUGCACCCAUGGAGUCGGUCGAUUCGCCUUAUGGAGGGACUGGACUUGGCGCCGUGCAUGCUGCGAACCAGGCUGUCUGA